CCAUGCACAUAAAACCCACCCUCGUUGUUUGCUUGCUACCAGCGAGAACAGGUAAAACAAGCAUCAGACGAAGCGCAAAGAAGCCUCACAUUAACGAGCUAUGUCUCCCGAAUUCCUUGCGACGCCUAUUAUUGAGGAAGCUAUGACUUCUGAUUCUGAAGUCCCUGCGACGCCGGCUCCUGAAGAAGCUCAGGACCCAACUCAAAUCGAAAAGUCAGCUCCGAAGCAAGAAUUUGUAGGCCACGAGGAUUAUGUUUGGGCUUUUGUCUUCUUGCACGACAAUAUCCACAUUGUGAGUGGCUCGUGGGACGGCACGAUGCGCAAGUGGAACUGCGACACGGGACUUCUUGUCGGACAACCAUGGACAGGCAAGGGAGGUUGCAUACAUGCAUUAGCACUUUCACCGGAUGGAAAGACAGUUGCGUGUGGAAGGAUGGACGGAAGCGUUCAGCGGUGGAACACCGACAGUGGAAAGAUGAUUGAAGACGUUUGGACGGGUCAUAGCCGGGAAGUAAGGUCACUGUCGUGGUCACCCAACGGAGACCAUAUUGCAAGUGGGUCCAGAGAUGGGACAAUCCUAAUCCGAAAACUAGACAGCGGACAAACCGAGAUGGGCCCGAUCAAGACGGGGCAGCGUUGGGUGAAUGUUCUUGUGUAUUCACCUUCAGGCGACAAAAUCGCAUCAGGCGGGUUGAAUGAGACGAUCUGCAUUUGGGAUACAAAAACAGGCGAGCUCGUUAUCGGCCCCAUCGAAGAGCUGGGAGCCAGUGUCACGUCGUUGUUGUGGUCGUCGGAAAGCAAAAAAGUUUACGCCGCUUCAGACAAAUUUGUGCGUGUUUUCAAUAGUAACUCAGGUAUCGAACUUCAUCGCUUCGAGCACAACGAUUUGGUGAAUUCUAUCGCGCUUUCACCCAAACACAAUGUACUGGCCUGCGUGGGCCAGCCAGGCGUUGCACAACUAUGGGACACAGAGUCCUAUGAACCAUUACUCCGUCAGCCAUUCAUUGACCGCCAGACUCUUCGCUGCAUAUCAUUCUCUCGAGAUGGGAGAUACCUAGCAAGUAGCGGACUUGACAAGAAACUCGCCCUGUGGGUGGUAAAAGACAUGGUCCCUGAGCUUACAUAGGAAACUCGACCCCAGUCACCAACACCAUCUUGCCUCGAUGUCGAUGUUACAAAUCCUCAAUCAAGGAGCGAUGUGUUCACCGACGACGAGUCGGAUACUUCAUACGGUGAUUGCUUUCAGACUGACCAGCCCUAUCACCCUUCGGCACCAUCUUCAGGACCCUAUCGUCGUUCCCGGAAUCACAACCUAUCCCCCACUCAGCGCUUCUGGAAUACUAUCAC
This is a messenger RNA of Suillus fuscotomentosus, 1347 nucleotides long. Its product is annotated as WD40-repeat-containing domain protein. The transcript is spliced from 5 exons. Gene Ontology annotation, molecular function: protein binding. The coding region runs from base 101 to 1126 and encodes 341 amino acids. Lineage: Eukaryota; Fungi; Basidiomycota; Agaricomycetes; Boletales; Suillaceae. The record is from RefSeq and is a predicted model, not a curated record.